Messenger RNA from Rangifer tarandus platyrhynchus (Svalbard reindeer), 1710 nucleotides. NCBI's taxonomy places the organism in Eukaryota, Metazoa, Chordata, Mammalia, Artiodactyla, Cervidae. The record is from the annotation of a GenBank genome assembly.
AUGGCGUCCUCCAUGGGUCGCUUCCUUCUCUUCUUCAUUGGGCUGCGCGGCUUCCUACUGGAGGCAUCCGGCGACCUCGGCUCGGGGGCCUCCCGCGACGACGACGUGCUCCUGCCCUACCCCCGCGCGCGCGCGCGCCUCCCCCGGGACUGCACAAGAGUGCACGCCGGCCGCCUGGAGCACGAGAGCUGGCCGCCGGCCGCCGCGACCGCCAGCGCCCCCCGCCCCUCCGUGCGCACCUUCGUCUCGUACUUCGCAGACCGCGCGGUGCCAGGUCAUCUGACGCGAGCGCCCGAGCCCUUGCGCACCUUCUCGGUCCUGGAACCCGGUGGACCCGGCGGCUGCGCGUCGAGGCGCCGCGCCACUGUGGAGGAGACGGCGCGGCCGGCCGGCUGCACCGUCGCCCAGAACGGCGGCUUCUUCCGCAUGGAGACGGGCGAGUGCCUGGGCACCGUGGUGAGCGGCGGGCGGCGGGUGAGCAGCGCCGGGGGGCUGCAGAACGCGCAGUUCGGGAUCCGCCGCGACGGGACUCUGGUCACCGGAUACCUGUCUGAAGAGGAGGUGCUGGACACUGAGAAUCCGUUUGUGCAGCUGCUGAGUGGGGUCGUGUGGCUGAUACGCAAUGGCAGCAUCUACAUCAAUGAGAGUCAGGCGGCUGAGUGUGAGGAGACCCAGGAGACAGGUUCCUUCAGCAGAUUUGUGAACGUGAUCUCAGCCAGGACAGCCGUGGGCCACGACCGGAAGGGGCAGCUGGUGCUCUUGCACGUGGAUGGGCAGACAGAGCAGCGGGGCGUUAACCUGUGGGAGAUGGCGGAGUUCCUGCUGAAACAGGACGUGGUCAACGCCAUCAACCUGGAUGGAGGAGGCUCUGCCACCUUCGUGCUCAACGGGACCUUGGCCAGUUACCCGUCUGAUCACUGCCAGGACAACAUGUGGCGCUGUCCCCGCCACGUGUCCACCGUGGUGUGUGUGCACGAGCCCCGCUGCCAGCCGCCAGACUGCAGUGGCCACGGGACCUGCGUGGAGGGGCGCUGCCAGUGCACGGGGCGCUUCUGGCGGGGUGCUGCCUGCGACAAGCUGGACUGUGGCCCCGCCAACUGUAGCCAGCACGGGCUCUGCACGGAGACUGGCUGCCGCUGCGAAGCUGGAUGGACAGGGUCCAACUGCAGUGAAGCUUGCACCAGUGGCUUCUUUGGGGAAGACUGUGCCCAGAAGUGUCAGUGUCAUAAUGGAGCCACCUGUGACCCAGUGCAGGGAACCUGUGCCUGUCCCCCUGGCUUCACUGGAGACACCUGUGUGCAGGAGUGUCCACUCGGCUGGUACGGGCCAGGCUGCCAGAGCCCUUGCAAGUGUGAACACCAGUGUCCUUGCGACCCCCAGACUGGCAACUGCAGUGUCAACUGGUCACCCACCCUGAGCAGGCUCUUCUCCCGAGUGAAGGAGUGUUUCCCACCUCCCGAGGUCACCGUGCGGGCAGGAGAACUCUCCCUUUUCACCAGGACCACCUGGCUGGCCAUCACCUUGGCCCUGGCUUUCCUCCUGCUGCUCAGCACGGCAGCAAAUGUGUCUUUGUUCCUGGGGUCGAGGGCCACGCGGAGCCGGCACCUGGACGGGGCCUACGUCUACUACCCGCUGCAGGAGGUGAACGGGGAGCACCCGGCCGCAGAGAAGGAGCAGCUGGGUGACUCCUGUAACCCCUUCAAGGACUGA